UGACAUGGAUACUUCAUCUCCAUGAAAGAAAGAAGAUAAUGGUAACCAAGAGGCCCCAGCUCCCCCCGAAGCCAUGGCCCAACCCUUCCCACCGGCUCAGUACCCCCCUCCACCACAGAAUGGGAUCCCCGCUGAGUAUGCCACAACCCAUACCCACCCACCGACUGACUACACAGGACCAAACACAGUGACCGAGCAUGCCCUGACACUGUACACGCAGACACACACACAGAGUGAACAGUCGGGAAAUGACAGCAACACCUCUGCCCUCACAGCCAGCACAGUAACGCAGGCAGAGGAGGUCGCACAAACGGAGGGCUCCCAGCAGCUCCACCUGCAACCCAGUGAUUCGUCAGAGAAGCAGCAGCCCAAAAGGUUACACGUCUCCAACAUACCUUUCCGUUUCCGAGACCCUGACCUUCGGCAAAUGUUUGGGCAAUUUGGCAAGAUUUUAGAUGUGGAGAUUAUUUUUAACGAGCGAGGCUCCAAGGGCUUUGGGUUUGUAACAUUUGAAACAAGUACAGAUGCUGACCGUGCACGGGAGAAACUAAAUGGUACAAUCGUAGAAGGACGAAAAAUAGAGGUCAACAAUGCCACAGCCAGAGUAAUGACCAACAAAAAGGUGGCGAACCCUUACACAAAUGGUAAUACUUCAGCUUUAUAUCCCUGUGCAGGCUGGAAGCUGAAUCCAGUGGUUGGAGCAGUAUAUGGUCCUGAGUUUUAUGCAGUGACAGGGUUUCCAUACCCCAGUACAGGAGCAGCGGUGGCCUAUAGAGGGGCCCAUUUGAGAGGGAGGGGUCGCGCCGUCUAUAACACGUUCCGCGCUGCACCUCCUCCACCACCCAUUCCUGCCUAUGGAGCUGUGGUCUACCAGGAUGGCUUUUAUGGGGCAGAAAUAUAUGGAGGAUAUGCAGCAUAUAGAUAUGCCCAGCCAGCUGCUACUGCUGCAGCUGCGUACAGUGACAGUUAUGGCAGAGUCUAUGCAACAGCAGACCCAUAUCACCAUACAAUUGGUCCUGCAGCCACAUACAGUGUGGGCACUAUGGCUAGCCUUUACAGAGGAGGGUGCAGUCGCUUCACUCCCUACUAGAAAAGAGGGAGACACGCCCCCUUUCCUUCCCCAGCAAAACAAACAAACAAAAAAACAACAACAACAAAUGAAAUCACUAAAUAACCAUCUCCACCCUCUUCAUGGAAAACUAAAAACAAAAUGCUUCCAGGUGACAAAUGCGACUCUGAAAUGCAAGAAUCAUUCCCAAGUUGCUUCCCCAUUUACAGAGUGUAUACAUGGUCAUUUAUUGAUGUAAUGUAUUAUUUUGAAAAAGAACAUUUUGUUACUCUGUAUUGACUUGAAUGUAUUUGCAUUGAAAUGUCUGUAGUGGAAAAAGUCGUCAAUGUGGGGAAACACUUCGAACAUGAAA
This is a messenger RNA of Thunnus maccoyii (southern bluefin tuna), 1421 nucleotides long. RefSeq names its product RNA binding fox-1 homolog 3a (gene rbfox3a). Gene Ontology annotation, molecular function: mRNA binding. Gene Ontology annotation, cellular component: nucleus; cytoplasm. Bases 74 to 1090 code for a protein of 338 amino acids. The transcript has 12 exons. NCBI's taxonomy places the organism in Eukaryota, Metazoa, Chordata, Actinopteri, Scombriformes, Scombridae. Gene Ontology annotation, biological process: regulation of alternative mRNA splicing, via spliceosome; nervous system development. The record is from RefSeq and is a predicted model, not a curated record.